Molecule: messenger RNA, 792 nt
Organism: Pseudoliparis swirei
Lineage: Eukaryota; Metazoa; Chordata; Actinopteri; Perciformes; Liparidae
Gene: myl7
Product: myosin, light chain 7, regulatory
Exons: 7
Coding region: 16-534 (172 amino acids)
Biological process (GO): heart contraction; cardiac muscle tissue development
Cellular component (GO): myofibril; cytoplasm
Molecular function (GO): calcium ion binding
Source: RefSeq, a predicted model, not a curated record
UAUGAUCCUUCAGACAUGGCGAGUAAGAAGGCCUCCAAUAAGAGGCAGAGGGGAGGACAGAAGUCUUGCUCCAAUGUCUUCUCCAUGUUUGAGCAGUCCCAGAUUCAGGAGUUCAAGGAGGCUUUUGGAUGCAUUGACCAAGACAGAGAUGGUGUCAUAAAAAAACAGGAUCUGAAGGAGACAUAUGGACAGCUGGGGAAGCUGAAUGUCAAAGAUGAGGAACUGGACGAGAUGCUGAAUGAGGGGAAAGGGCCCAUCAACUUCACCGUGUUCCUCACUCUGUUUGGGGAGAAACUCAACGGGACCGACCCUGAAGACACCAUACUUGCUGCCUUCAAACUGUUCGACCCCAACGGGACGGGUUUUGUCAACAAGGAUGAGUUCAAGCGGUUGCUGAUGAACCAGGCUGAUAAAUUCACCGCAAAUGAGGUGGAAGAGGCCUUCGCUCUCGCUCCCAUCGACCCGACCGGCAACAUCGACUACAAGUCCCUCUGCUACAUCAUCACGCACGGAGACGAGAAGGAAGAAUCCUAACGAGGGCCGUGGUCGGGGUCACACAGGUCGCCUGAAGCCUGCGGAUAGCCGGGGUGGUUAUCGUUCUGAAGCGUGGAUGACUGAUGGAGUAAUGUUGUGAAUAUUUGAUUAAUUCAAGCACUCGAUGGUAUUAAAUGCUGAAGUUCUGCCGUCAGAAAUGGUCUCAUUUGUUUGUUUGCUACUGAGAACAUAGUGCUCCUCAAAAGCUUCUUUGUUGAUUACAAAUAAUAAAAACACUGUACAUGGAAUAAGACUGAA